AUGAUGCGAAACAAAACGUCGUCGUCGCUGCAAAAGACGUACGAUGAAUGCUACUUAAUUUGCUCUACGGCUGUGUAUUUUGAAGGACAGGGCAACGAAGCAGAAGCACUCCGAUCAUGGCGCUCCGCCCUCGACCAAAUAUACUACCACAAUGCGUACCGCGUCCCAGCUGGUUAUAUUCCGAAGUCCGAGACCGAAAAAGCGUUGAAGGAUAGUUUGAGGGAUAUGGAGAUGCAAUGUAAAGAAAGGGUUGAUCUACUUGAGGCUCUGAAGCAGAGUAGACAGGAGAAGCUGAGUAGUGAGGAGGAAGCUGGAGCGGCCGGUGGGAAGAUUAAGAAGGGAAAAAGCACGCCUAGAGCUUCGGAGGAGAUACCGAAGGGAGAGCAGAAGGAGGGGUUUAUUGGAAACGGAACGAUCCCAGUGACUAGUUACGAGGGCAUUAGUAAACCACCGCCACUACCUCAACGACCGGGUCUGAUCAGCAAGAAUAGUUCCGAGAGAGCGGUAGUAGGGAAGAAACCGCAUGGAAGUUACAUGGGAAGUUAUAUGAGAAGUAGUUCACGGACUACCAGCGCACCGCUUGCAUCGAGCGCCCCGAGCAGUACAAGCUUACAACCACCAACCAAAAAGACGUCGAGAAGCCCAAGUCCUGAAAAGGGGAGGCAGAUGUUACAUACCUUGCGUUCAAGCGAUAAGAGUGGAAGAAAACCAAGUCCUCGACCACCACAGAGGAGUUCCAAGAAGGAGAAUCCAGUCACGAACAAAGCUGCAACUCUGGCCUGGCAGUCAUUGCAGAGAAGGGACAGACUGGGGAGGAGUCUGGAUGGCGAUGUUGAUCAGAGUUCUACGAGUUUGGGCGAGUCGAGGAGAGAGAGCCAUGGCGAUGCUACUGCUGGCAGAUCUGAAUCAUCCAGUAAUGUCCACUAUGAUAGUAAGACGAGGACUAUGGUACCCGGUCCUCAGGGCAAAGAUAAGAGUCCUACGGAUCUAUUGACUGGGAAUCCGGAUUUGUACAGCGGGAGUGGUCGGUCGAAUGGUUAUCCUUUUCCUCCAACGGACCCUGGACAACCUGGUGCUGUUGCGGGCUCUAUGCUAAAUAGUUUGGCCGUCCAUGAUCUAAUUGACAUUCAACCCCCUACACCUCCUGUAGCCGAAGGUAAUUCUACGAAACCGCCAAAGAGAACCCCUCCAAUGGUCCCGCCUCAUGCUUCAGCCCCCACGAAAUUGGAGCCAUUAUCAUAUCCUACAUAUCUAAAAGAGUAUCCCGAAACCUCAGCUAAACAGAUGAAGGCACAAAUCGACAUGCCAGUGCGGCGAAAAGCCGAGAGAGAAACCGGUCAGCCGUCGAGUCCUGGCAGGGUUCCCAGAAGACCUGUUGCAAACAAGCCUUCUUCACCACGACAUCGUGACAGGCAUCAAGAAAGAGAUGAUGCGAGACGCGCGCAACGGAAAGAGACAAAGCAGUCGAAAGAUGAAGAUACUUCAUCGCAGAGUGUCGACGAUGACACGAAUAGCAGUAGUAAUCAGGCUUCUAAGGCGAAGAGGCGGCAAAAACAGAAGCAGAAAGAGAAUGCGAUAUUGGCUGACCCGACAACACCUCCAUCUGGUGACUCUGAUAUGGAAAAAGAACCUAAUCAGACAGCUUGGGAACUGAAGGUCGCUCACUUGAUGAAGAAUUUACCUAAGGGAGUUGAUGAAGGGGCUGCUAAACAAAUUUUCAAUGAGAUCGUCGUUCAGGGCGACGAAGUCCAUUGGGAGGAUGUCGCAGGUCUGGAUAUCGCGAAGAAUGCUUUGAAAGAAGCAGUGGUUUAUCCCUUCCUUCGACCCGAUCUUUUCAUGGGUCUUCGUGAGCCAGCACGAGGCAUGCUUCUCUUCGGGCCCCCAGGAACCGGAAAAACGAUGCUCGCACGAGCUGUAGCCACCGAAUCACGCUCUACCUUCUUCUCCAUAUCUGCAAGCAGUCUCACGUCUAAAUACCUGGGAGAGUCCGAAAAGCUAGUCAGAGCACUCUUCUCCCUCGCUAAAGCCCUGGCCCCCAGUAUCAUCUUUGUCGAUGAAAUUGAUUCCCUACUCUCUUCGCGUAGUGGAUCGGGCGAACAUGAGGCCACGAGGAGGAUCAAGACUGAAUUUUUGAUUCAAUGGAGUGAUCUUCAGAGAGCAGCUGCCGGAAGAGAACAGAGUGAGAAGGAUAAAGAACGUGGGGAUGCAAGUAGGGUCUUGGUUCUUGCGGCUACGAAUCUACCGUGGGCUAUUGAUGAGGCUGCAAGGAGACGAUUUGUUAGACGACAGUAUAUUCCACUCCCCGAGGACGAGACUAGGGCCGUGCAAUUGAGGACGUUGCUGGGUCACCAAAAACAUAGUCUGGGACCUAAGGACAUUGACAAGCUAGUUGCUCUUACUGAUGGCUUCUCAGGCUCCGACAUCACAGCCCUAGCUAAAGACGCUGCCAUGGGUCCCCUUCGAAGUCUCGGUGAAGCACUACUACACAUGAGCAUGGACCAGAUCCGUCCCAUCGGACCGGAGGAUUUCCAAGCCAGUCUUGUAAAUAUUCGACCUAGUGUUAGUAAACAAGGAUUAAAGGAGUUUGAGGAUUGGGCUAGGGAGUUUGGUGAGCGUGGCGGCUAA
Glarea lozoyensis ATCC 20868 is the source of this 2625-nucleotide messenger RNA. Its product is annotated as P-loop containing nucleoside triphosphate hydrolase. The coding region runs from base 1 to 2625 and encodes 874 amino acids. The transcript is spliced from 3 exons. Lineage: Eukaryota; Fungi; Ascomycota; Leotiomycetes; Helotiales; Helotiaceae. The record is from RefSeq and is a predicted model, not a curated record. Gene Ontology annotation, molecular function: ATP hydrolysis activity; ATP binding.